AUGUGUUUUGGAGCCACAGCGGCACCCAGAAAAUCUCAGCUGUUCUUAAGGAGCUCCAUAUUUGUUUGAGCUCUUUAGUGAUGAGUGGAGCUUUGGACUUCGUGCUUUAACCUUGUGUGAUUUCCUCCCUCGCAUCAUCUUUGCUCUCUGCCCUUGCGAGGACAUCUCCUGCCCUCAGCCUCCUGGUGGCAACUCUCAUUUAAAUCAGACGAUGAGGCCACCGACUGCAAGGCAGAGCGGCGAGUGAGCUCACCGCCGGGAUACGUGCUGGCCGAAGCUUUAGCUUUACUGAAGGAAUGCACCUUUCUUCAUACUACUGACCGCUGCCCACCCACUACUUCCACUGACCAUGCAUUAUUGGAAAGGAGAGGCGAACGGGUUGUCCUACGCUGCUGGCGGCUGCAUUGAUUUUCCUCCAGUCUGCGUUCAUUUGAUCGAGACCGAGCAGCGACAUGAGAGUAAGGCGAACGAAAGCGUGGGCACGCCAGGGAGCAUGUUGAGCUCUGUGAACUGAGAUCGGCUGCAGACGCCUGGCGAAAAACAGGAGGGAGGCAGGAGAAUCUCCAGUUUGGGCCCAGCUGCCUUUAUGGGUGACACGCCGCAGUCCUGACCCAGAACAAUGAACCAGUCUGAACUGACAACAGACCCUUCGAUCACUGCCAACAUCAGCCAUGGAGGCUCGGUUCCUGGCAGGGCCUCGAACCACUCCUGCCCCUUGGGCUGGGGGCUGAACGGAGGCCUGGAUGCUUGUAUUCUGGAGACCGCUGUCAUCGUGCUGCUAACUGUGCUGAUUAUUGCCGGGAACUUGACGGUGAUCUUUGUGUUCCACUGCGCCCCUCUGCUGCACCACUACACCACCAGCUACUUCAUCCAGACCAUGGCCUACGCCGACCUGCUGGUGGGGCUCAGCUGCUUGGUGCCCACCCUGUCGUUACUCCACUACCCAACCAGUGUCCAGGAGCCGGUCACAUGCCAAGUUUUCAGCUACGUCAUCUCUGUUCUGAAGAGUGUUUCAAUGGCCUGCUUGGCCUGCAUCAGCGUGGACCGGUACCUGGCUAUAACCAAGCCGCUGUCCUACAACCAGCUGGUGACGCCGUGCCGCCUACGAGGCUGCAUCACUCUCAUCUGGGUCUACUCCAGCCUGAUUUUCUCCCCCUCCUUCUUUGGUUGGGGUAAGCCGGGCUAUCACGGGGAUAUUUUCGAGUGGUGCGCACACUCUUGGCCCACCUCCGCCCUCUUCACAGGCUUCGUGGUGUGCUUGCUCUACGCGCCUGCUGCCCUUGUGGUCUGCUUUACCUAUUACCACAUCUUCCGCAUUUGUCAGCAACACAACAGGGAGAUCAGCGAACGACGCGCACGCUUCCCCAGCCAGGAGAUGGAGGCCGGCGAAGGGAAUGGCGGCGGGCAUCACGGGCCGGAUCGGCGCUACGCGAUGGUACUCUUUCGCAUUACCAGUGUUUUCUAUAUGCUUUGGCUGCCCUACAUAAUCUACUUUCUUCUAGAAAGCUCCCACGUGCUGGACAGCCCUGCCCUCUCCUUCAUAACAACCUGGCUGGCCAUUAGCAACAGCUUUUGCAACUGUGUCAUCUACAGCCUGUCUAACAGCGUGUUCCGGCUCGGCAUGCGUCGGCUCUCGCAGACCAUUUGCUCCUUCAGCCACUGUGCUGCAGAUGACCGGGACUUCGGCGAGCCUAAACCGAGAAAGAGGGCAAACUCGUGCUCCAUCUGAAGCCAUGUCUCCUACAGGAUGAGGAAAUAAGAAUCCCAGCAUGCUUAGCAGCUAGUUAACUCGUAGUUAAAUUGGCAGGGCUCAGUGGAUAACUGUAUCAACCUUUUUAGCUGAUAACUGUGACAUUA
Messenger RNA from Neolamprologus brichardi, 1857 nucleotides. Lineage: Eukaryota; Metazoa; Chordata; Actinopteri; Cichliformes; Cichlidae. The record is from RefSeq and is a predicted model, not a curated record.